UUAGCAACAGUCCAAAGACUAGACGACCAUUCAAUAAAUAAACCCCAAGCACCCCUUCCUGCCACCUGAUUUUCAGUUCAAAAUCCAACCAACAUUUCACCAAAUCUUCCUCUCUUUCUCUUUCUUUCUCUUCCAAUAUGAUCUUAUUGGCGUAGAGCAACACCAACAUCCUUGGGAAACUGUAACCUUUGAAACAACAAAAAAUAAAAGCAACAAACAACCCUUUAAACUUUGACAUAAACAGACUCCACCAGUUCUCUCCUGUCUGUAACCUUUCCAGACCAGACAAGGACAGCAGUGUUUUACAGACAGAAGAGAGAAUUGGGUUGUCUUUUAUCUGUUUUUUUAGUUUGGUUUUUGCUGGAUUCAAAUUCAAGUAUUUAUGUGGAGAGAUAGGUAUUGUAACAGGAAACCUGGGAAAGUCAGGGGAGUAUUUUUUCGAGAGGAUAUUUGAUUGCAUCCAUGAGAUCACUGAGGCUCUCGCUUUGUCUAGGAUGAGCGAGUCUGCUUAUAGAGUUGAAACCACUGCUCGUCUUGCUCAAUGGAGGAUAGACAAUCUUGCUUCUUGCACUUACCGCAAAUCCGAUCCUUUCAAGAUCGGCAAGUGGAAUUGGCAUUUGACGGUGGAGAAGAACAGGGUAUUGUAUGUUAAAUUACACCCAGAGAUAUCAAAUCUAACCAGAGAUAAUCCUCCAAUUGCAUCCUUCAUCAUCCGAGUUGUCUGCUCUGCUGGAGAUCGAAAGGCUUUUACUCAUCCAGAAAUAACAGACAAACAGCUGAAAACCAACGACGAUUUUGUCUGGCCGAUUGAGGUUCCUUUGACAGGGAAAUUCAUUAUUGACGUUGAAUUUCUUGAUCUGAAGACUGCAUCGCCAAACGGUGGGGAACCUUGCUCCAUUUGGGCUGAAGGAUUCACACAAAAGCAAUCAAAUGCAACAGCUGUUGCAUGCCUUGCUCGAAUGUUAACAGAAGGCAUCCAUACAGAUAUCAUUAUUAAUGCUUCUGAUGGAAGCAUUGGAGCCCAUCGUGCUGUUCUUGCUGCAAGAUCACCUGUUUUCCGCAGCAUGUUUUCACAUAACCUGCAAGAAAAAGAACUCUCAACCAUAAACAUCUCCGACAUUUCAAUCGAAGCUUGUCAGGCUUUUCUAAGUUACAUUUACGGAAACAUCGAACACGAAGAAUUUCUUACGCAUCGACUGGCACUUCUCCAGGCUGCUGACAAGUAUGAUAUAUUGGACUUGAAAGAGGUGUGCCAUGAAAGUCUCCUAGAAGAUAUUGAUUCAAAGAAUGUCCUUGAGAGGCUCCAAAAUGCAGCUUUAUACCAAUUGCCAAAGCUGAAGUCCAGUUGCCUGCAAUACCUUGUGAGGUUUGGAAAGAUAUAUGAUAUUCGAGACGAUUUUAAUGCUUUCCUGCAAUGUGCAGACAGGGAACUGAUAGCUGACAUCUUUCAUGAAGUUCUGAACACCUGGAAAGGAUUCUAAGAUUCCAAAAAGAGUAAAGAACAAAGGAAAUGUGUUUAAGUCAGUGAUAUUUAUAGGAUGCAUGAGGAUUUUAGUGUGCAGGAUUUUCUGUAAAGAUGAUUCUUUUGUUCAGAUGGAAUUCAUGUCUCCAUGUGCAUAUGUAUUGGUAUCCUUUGACAUGAACAUACCAUCCUCAUUAACAGAAUUUCAGAAAUACAAUAUGAUUUGGUUCAAAUUGAUUGAUUUAUGUUGUGAUUUAGAUUUUAAGAGGAAUUUUACUCAAUCGGUUUCUUUAUUUGGGAUGAGGACAGAAACUUUGCAUGCUGUCAUACAGAAGAAAUAAAAGCAUACCAAACAUGAAAAAACACUCAAUUAUAUUGGUAUGAAUGCAGGACCAAUCUGAUUUGGUUGCAAAUGUUUCUAUUUGCUCGACAGGUGCUUUCAAGUUUCACUCUUGACUAUCUCAUCAAGAACCAACUAAACCAUGUAAAGGCUGAAAAAGAAAAAAAAAUUAGGUAGACAAAGCAUGCCAAUACACAUCCUGACCACUUUGCAAUUAAUGCAGCCAUGACUUUUCGGUCUCCACAAUGAGAAGUGAUUGACACAAUAAACCAACAUGCUCUUUCUCGGAUUUUGGCGUAAAUAGUACACCAAGAGAAUCAACAAGUUAGAAACUUGCUUUAGUUUUAGCAUAAACAAACUCGCGUACUGAUACCAAGUUAAUAAGCCCACCAUGUUGCCAUAAAUGACUAGUAAUUGAAAAUAACAAAAGGUGCAAACAACAGAAUCAAAUGGAAAACCUGGUUAUGUGGCCUGGUGGUUCACCUCCCAGCAUCAAGAGCUGCAUUUUCUUCCCUGCAAGCCCUGGGUUCAGCGGAGGACAGAGGUUCCCAUCAUAGAAAAACACGUAAGACUCGAUCAAAUCUUCAUUCUGUUUCUAAAAUGUUUGUAGCCAAGAUUAUCAGCAGAUAGCAGAUGGAUAGAGACAUAAGAAACAAAGUACCAUAUGUUAAUACCAAAUAUAGUAAAUAACUGAUAAACAAACUCAGAGAAGUCAAUAAGAGGACUUCCUAUAUCGAGGAAUGAGUGUGAAAAGCAUAUCAACAGCUUAAAACUGAGCAUAAUGAUCACUUGCGAAAGAGGUGCUGAUCUUUAGAUGCAUAAAUUACAGCUUCUAUUGUUAGAAUAGUAAAUUUCACCUUCAACAGCACGUUUAUACCCACUCACUUGCAGUUGACAAUUGAAUGUUGUACCUGUCAUUACUGAGAACCUCAGAAGAUGGAGAGAAAGAGUGUGAAGGGAAUAAGAAUAAG
Molecule: messenger RNA, 2773 nt
Organism: Durio zibethinus
Lineage: Eukaryota; Viridiplantae; Streptophyta; Magnoliopsida; Malvales; Malvaceae
Product: BTB/POZ domain-containing protein At1g55760-like
Molecular function (GO): protein binding
Source: RefSeq, a predicted model, not a curated record